Molecule: messenger RNA, 4275 nt
Organism: Paramormyrops kingsleyae
Lineage: Eukaryota; Metazoa; Chordata; Actinopteri; Osteoglossiformes; Mormyridae
Product: ankyrin repeat domain-containing protein SOWAHA-like
Molecular function (GO): protein binding
Source: RefSeq, a predicted model, not a curated record
GCCCAUUUCAAUGAGAUUGCGCGUAGGGUGGUACCUUUCAGAAACCAUCAGCUCAGGUUAUCAGACUGCUGAGACGCUCAGGAUAAAUCGGUGUCCCGAUGUUACGGAAUCUGGCAGAAGUGCUGCUUAUGAGCGGGGCAAUCGGGAUCCCAGUAUCCCACGUUUCCAAUGGCGACUCAAUGCACCCAGGAAUCUGUUUUGCAGUUUUUGAUAGAAAGGGGCGGGAGGGUGAAAAACGUGGAGCUGAUCGAUCGAUUCAAAUCCGUGUUCCCCAGCGAUCCAGCGCAGAGGGCGCUGGCCAAGGAGGCAUUUAAAGCCUACGUGGAUAAUGUUGCUUUCGUUAAAGCUGAAAGUGGGGCGAAGUACGUUUGCCUGAGAAAAAAAUACGCGGCCUCGGUGAAGCGCACCGCUGAAGGAGCAGAUGGACAGCGCAAUGGGAAUGAUGGUUCCCAGUCGACUGGAUUCCAUCAGCCUAAUCCCACGUCCAGUUCCGCGGUCCCGGAGAUGCCGAAUGGAACGAAGUGCGGAGCUGACUCUGGCAACGGACAGUCGAUUAAAGAAACACCCAUGGCUUCGAUAGACAGUCCGGGAUCUGUAGAUGAGACUUCACCGUCGAAGAGUACUGCACAUGUAAUUCAGUGGGUCAGCAGCCCUGAGGAGAAUGGAUUGAUGAAAUCAGUAAGUGAAGUUAACAGGGACACAGUGGGGGCAAGGCCUGGGGAAAGCUUGCAUGGAAGUGAGCAUUUUACUUCUGACAUACAUGUAACAGUGAGUGAUUCACCUGCUUUAUCCAUGGACACCAAUAUGAAAGGCUUAAAACUCGACACAUCAUCAUCAUCAUCAUCAUCAUCAGAUAGCGGUACACUGUCAAAUAUACCUGCCUGCGAGUCUGAGGAUAACGCAUCUAAAGGAGGAGCACUUUGCAUGGACGGACCACCCACAGAUGCCCUGUGCGUGCCUGAAGGUGGACAGGGGGAGAACAAGGAGUGCAAAGGUGUGCCACCACCACAAUCCAUGAGCAAAUGGCAAGCCACCCGAGAGUUUCAGCAGAACCAGUUGUUAAAGGAUACCUUGGGUGAUGGGGCAGAUGAAAGGGUCCCAGACUCUGCCGAUGACGGCAACACACCCAAAACCAGCCGGAGGACCUUCAUAGAGCUCAUGAUGAGCAGUUCUCCCCAGGUACGUCGCAGCCUGGCGCUCAGAAAUUCUGGGAACCUCCCGGUCAGGCACAGGGAUGCUUUUUCUGUGAGGAGUGACAGCGACUCUGCCUCCAUUGACGAGGACAGUGGCAGCGCGAUGUUGGAUCCCUUGGAGCACCAAUGGAUGAUGUGCGCAUCUGAUGGGCAGUGGGACAGCCUGAGCCGCCUCCUGACCUGCGAGCCGACCCUGGUGGUGAAGAAGGACUUCGUAACCGGCUUCACUUGUCUGCACUGGGCCGCUAAGCAGGGCAAACAGGAGCUGCUAGCGUUGCUGGUGAACUUUGCGAAACAGCACGACAUUCCUGUGAACAUCAAUGCUCGCUCCAGCGCUGGUUAUACCCCCCUGCACCUGGCCGCUAUGCACAACCACAUAGAGGUGGUGAAGCUACUGGUGGGAGCUUACGAUGCCAAUGUGGAAGCCAGGGACUAUAGCGGCAGAAAGGCAGCCCACUAUCUGGGCAGCUGUGUGUCCGAUGACGUCCGUGACAUCAUCGGGGCGUGUGCCGACUCCGACUGCGAGAGCCCUGAGACUGUAGCCGGUAGGUGGAGGUUCUCCAAAGUUCUCCAGACCAACUUCAAGCUUCUGAAUCACCCAGAGGAAGACACGUGUGACUCUGGGGGCUUUGUGAAGCCUAAGCCUCUCAUCCGGAAGCCUUCUGUCGGCAAAAUGAAACCCAGGCUACAUAAAAUCAAGUACAAGACGCAAAUAGUCCACAGCACUUCCUUCAGAGAGUCUGAGGAAGGAGAUAACGAGUCUACAAGCCCCCUGAAGUCAAGACCAAAAUCAAACCUCUUUGGUUGACGAUGACAAGCUGAAAAUGGAAACGCACUAUAUAGUUUUUUUUCUACCUGUCUGUUAAUGAGUAUACAGCAAACAGGGAGCCAAGGUAAAUUCUGUAAAGCAAGUGAUUUGAUCAUUGUAUUGCUAUCUGUUAAAUUAUGUAUGUCCCUGCAUUAUUACUUUUUCAGUAAUAAAUAGCAGCCAGAAAGGAUUGGUUUAGAUGGUCAAGGGUUGACAGGUAAAUUGCAGGAAAGCUGAUGUUUGGAAUAGAUUCUGGGUGCCUUAGAUUAAUGUACCCAAGAUGCAACUCCAGAUAAUAACAAACUGUGAAUCUUCAGUAUAUUUAUUGUCGCCAGAAAUAGUCUACAUUUGAUUUAAAUGAUACCCACUGAAUGUAAAAUUAGGGUGUUCUUUUAAAACUCAAAUAUUCUAUUAAACUAAGGAACUGCAAUAAUGUAAAUGUUUAGUGUCUAGUUUAAAAUGUAAAUUUGAGAAAUUGUUACUUUUUUUUCUAUAAAACUGUCAUUUUUAAAUUCACCCCUACAUUCAUUUGCUGCAGGUCAUAUGCAGCAAAAUAGAUCGAUAUUUGUAUAAUGAUUUUUCCCUCCAAUUUAAAAUCUUUAAAUUUCUAUGUUUGUAAAAGUUCAGUUUAUUGGAAAUUAAUUAUUGGUUUAAUUAAAACAUUAUUUGGCAGUUAUUGAUCAAGAUGAGAAAAGUAUGAUAAAGUUUAGCUUUAAUUAAUAAGUUGCCUCAUUGACCUUCAUCAACACAUUAAAACUGAAUUGUUAGGGGUUCUGAGCCCAGAAAAUUCAGCUUUUCUAAUUCAGCAUGCUUAUUUGGACUAGGUACUAUUCUACGAAUGUGUGAUUUUAUUUAGUUUCGGUUUAUGCACUAUAACGUCGGGAAAAUGGAAAGAUUUAGGAGGAACCAUCAGUAUUAUUCACUGAUGACUAAUACAUACUUGACUGACUACUAAUGGUAUAAUUGCGACUGAUGAGGUUUUUAUUUACUUGCUUCUUCAUAUAUUUACAGUUUAUGACAUAGUUCUUUUCUGCUGAGGACCUUGCAGAUAACUUGAGUCCUCUUUUGGGCUUUUUUUUCUUCUUUGUGUUCAAGUUAUGAACCAGGAAAGUAUUAAUUUUAGAAGAUCACCAAUGUUGCACAGUGGAAAGGUCUUUUUUUUUCUCCUCUUUGUGUUAUUCUUGCAUGCCUUAGGUGUUGCCUACAGAAAAACACCCUGACAAAACAGGUUCUUGUAAGUGAAGCUGCUGUAUUUCCCAAGUCUGUGUUGUUUUUGAAUGUCUCUACCAGUCAAUAUACAAAGACGGUACUGGAUAAGCAUUUGAAAGAUGAAUAGAUAGAUAGAUGCAUGGAUGAAUAGUAUAUUUUAUUCACUGUCGCUAAAGGCUAAUUGCUAAAAAAUCUUUAGCAAUUAGCUGUGUUUGUGCAAGGUUAACUUAGGACUUGGUAUAUUAUCUGAAUAAUUUCCUGGUGCCUUUUACGUAUCUGGUACCUGUCUGACAUUUGCUUUAUGGGUGGGCGGGUGGGUGGGAUGAUGUUCAGACACUUUUCCAGAAGAGCAAAGUAAGCUAGACUUGCCAGGACUUGCUGCCUGGUGCUGUGUAGUACAGUGUGUUUGCACUGGGGAAAAUGCUGCACACAGCACAUUUACUCCCACACUGUACUUUGUGUGCUGCCAUGUUGGGUUCUUGUGUCAUAGAUAUUUUAAAAGUUCUUUAAUCACAGUAAUUUCUUUGAACACAUUGAGUAUUGGGCCGUUAUUAAAGCAGUUUUCUAACAUCGAUUUAGAUUAUUAACAUUUCGACAGCCUCCUUAUAGCAAAAUCUAUUGGGCUGGAACCCAGAUUUUUACGAUUGCCUUGUUUUACCACUUUAAAGUCAUUAUAUAUUUUGUAAUGUUUGGUACGUAAACCUUUUUUGAUCACAAAUGACCUGAAAUGGGUUUUGUUAGCACAUUUUUAGCACACUUUUUUUCUAAUAAGGGUUGGAGUCCCUGUCAGAAAUAUAGGUUUUCAAACAGUGAGACCCCUACUUGGUGACACUACUUGAUCACCUGACUGAGCAGAAGGAAGGGAUCUGGGGAUUAGGUUGGUACAGUACAAUGUUUGUUAUAAAAUGUUUUCUGUCAAUAGGACCCUCAACCUCUUUGUAUGUAUUUUGUGAGCUACUGUAUGUACUAUUAAGGUGAAAGCAGUCAAUAUGAAACACUAAUGAAUUAAAGAAAUAUCAAUCGCUGUCAAACUUUGCCUAUAAAAAUAAAUUAUAUUGCUUGGUA